Ylistrum balloti is the source of this 2245-nucleotide messenger RNA. RefSeq lists its product as uncharacterized. NCBI's taxonomy places the organism in Eukaryota, Metazoa, Mollusca, Bivalvia, Pectinida, Pectinidae. The transcript is spliced from 3 exons. The coding region runs from base 104 to 1033 and encodes 309 amino acids. The record is from RefSeq and is a predicted model, not a curated record. Gene Ontology annotation, molecular function: serine hydrolase activity.
UGUUUAUACUCCGCUCAAAGCCAACCGUGUAGCACAGUCCUCUGGACAAAUAGAGGUGCUAAAAAGGACAAAGGCGAGACAGAUGAAGUAUUGAAGUUUGAGGAUGACACACAGGGCGCUGAGCUGUGGGUGUGGCAUAUUUAGGAGAUGGAAAGGAAGUCUUCUGAAUGCUCAACGAUCUUUUAGUUCUGACGUACCUGACAAAUUGUCGCACGGAUUAUCGAACGAAUCUCCAGAUGAGGGGCGAGAGGUAUCUUUUGUAGAUAUUUCUAAGUUAAUGAGAUUGCGAAGUUUGAAUGAUUCUGACAAGAACUCAAAGAAGAUCGUUAUCAUAUUUGAUUGGUUAUAUGCAAAGCCUGCUGCCGUCGAUAAGUACUGCAAUUUGUAUCACGCUAAAGGUUUGGAUGUCCUUACUGUGAAAGGCCGCCUGGCACAUUUUCUGUGGCCACCAACAGGAUAUGAACUUGCAAAGAAAGUACUCAAAUUUAUUUUUCGCGAUAAUAGAGACGAGGUUCUUGUUCACGCUUUUUCUGUAGGAGCAUACAUCUAUACUCUCUGUCUCAUGAUAUCGAGGCGUGAACCAGAACAAUACGGAGCUUUUCGAGAUAAGGUCAAAGGUCAAGUCUUUGACAGCGUUGUCGUUGGUUCUUAUGACCAUAUGUCGACAGGGAUAGCAGUGGCGCUUCCUGGGACUAAUGCUUUGAAGAAACCCAUUCUACAAAUAAUGGAUGUCUACUACAACAAGACCAAGGAAACGACCCGUGACGAAUACGAUAAAUUAGUAGAUUUAUUCAAGGCCGACCCUAUCACGGUCCCCACUCAACUAUUUUACAGCUACAGUGACCCGAUGUGUUAUGUACCGGCCAUGGAGGAUAUCAUAAAGAAUUGGCACCGUUGCCAUCCGGACUUUGAUGUGACCAGUAAGUGUUGGAACAAGUCUAUUCACGCUGCACACCUCAAGUGUCACCCGGAAGAAUACCUACAACAUUGGGAAGAAUGGAUACAAAGAACCAAGAUUACACAGGAUGAAUGACAAUGCUUAUUACGAGUUGCUCACGACAUAACGAAAUGAUAAUAUUUAUAAUCUAGCACAAACCUCUUGGGAAUCUCAAGAUUUUGCAACAGAAUAGCGACACUAUCGUGAAUGGCUGCGAACAAUACUCUGACUGCCAAUUCUUAUAGACCCUAUGAGAUACUGUGCUAUUUUCUGUAGUAUUAAUCUAAGUUUGGUAUUGAUUGAGGUGGGUAGAAAUAGUUUAGAAACAGGAAAGAGUGAAUUGUAAUUUGUGUUUUGAGGGAAAUAUCCAUUUGAUAGUGUUGUCUUGUAAUGGCAUUGGACACAGUCACCUGUAGUUAUUUUCCAUUUUUAAUACAUAAGCGUUGUAUGUCGAUUUAUCUGAUUUCUCCAUAGGACAUGUAAGUUUGAAUGAAGAGAGAAUUGAGAUACAAAUUCAAGCGAGAGUCAAGUUCGCAUUUUCUAUGAAACAAUAUAAUGCAAACAUUGACUAUUGAUAACUUUCUAACAAGCUGGUAUGACGAUAUAUCUGGAUAUAUGUUAAACAAUUCUUGUAAAGUAUCUGUUUUAUGAACACUUUCUCUUUUCUCUAUGGAUCUAUCAAAGUGUACUCAUUUAUCGUGUCAACGGUGCGAAUAUUGGUCAUUCUUACAGCAUUGACCAAUUAACUGCCACAGUUUCAAUCAUUCCCGAUGAUAACGCUCGUUUUAUUUCAAUAUAUUUUGUUAGAUCGAAAAGAUUUAACGGAAAUUAGGCUACAGGCAAUGCCUAUACACAAUACAUGUACAAGCCCUCUUCCUACCGACCAGACCAAGGUAUCAUGACAAAUACGUUUGAAGUAGAAUACAUGUCUUCUAAAAAAAUUGUGGAGUUAAGUAAAAUUGUGGUUGAAUUUGAACAAAUUUAGCCUAAUGGAUCUUUACUGAAUGAGAUCUACUAAGUACCUUUUACAUUCCAGGUCUUUCUACUGUCCAUAUUACUUCAGUACGAGGUCCAUACGAUUGAUGUAAUCUCUGGACAGUCACUAUGUGAUGAUUUCAAUAUUGUAUCGUGUGAUAUUGGAUAGUGGAUUAAUUCAAUCCCUAUGUGGGUCAAGGUGUAAUUUUUCUUUCAUAUUUUUACCUGUUCGGAUUGAUCCACGGUAUCCAUGUCUUAUUCCCAUAGAAAAAUAUUUCUUGUCUUUAUAUUAUUUUGUUAACCUCUUGUUUUAGAAAUAAACAAUAAGCUGAA